This is a messenger RNA of Anoplopoma fimbria (sablefish), 3847 nucleotides long. RefSeq names its product tRNA-yW synthesizing protein 1 homolog (S. cerevisiae) (gene tyw1). The coding region runs from base 12 to 2327 and encodes 771 amino acids. The transcript has 16 exons. NCBI's taxonomy places the organism in Eukaryota, Metazoa, Chordata, Actinopteri, Perciformes, Anoplopomatidae. Gene Ontology annotation, biological process: wybutosine biosynthetic process. The record is from RefSeq and is a predicted model, not a curated record. Gene Ontology annotation, molecular function: FMN binding; catalytic activity; 4 iron, 4 sulfur cluster binding.
CACCUCCCAGCAUGCUCCUCGGCCAGAGGCAGGUUGCACACAGCAUCAGCUGCAGAGGACUGUGUAUCUUAAUAGCGAUGCUGACUUUCUUCGUGGUGAUUACGCUUUGGAUAAGUCGUGUGUCUGCCUCGGAUACCAAAGUCUCACAGAAUGCCCACAGUCCCAGUGAGAGCUAUCUCCAGUCGAUAUGGCACAACAGGCUGUACUUGUAUUCAGCUGCAGCACUCGUCUUUGGGGUCUGGUUCUCACUAAAGGUGGCUCUGAAGAAGAAAAAGUUCUCCAAAGACUCCGAAGCUGGAAAGAGCAAUGAGGGCUCUGACAGAGACACUGUGUUUCACGUGUCUGGAGUUAAAAUCUUCUAUGGCUCACAAACUGGAACCGCAAAGGGAUUUGCAGAAGAGCUGUCAGAGGAGGUGAAGAUGUUGGGUAUACCAGCAGAGGUGAUUGACAUCAAAGACUACGAUCCAGACGAUCAGCUUGCCGAUGAGUGCGUCAACAAGUCAGUCUGCGUGUUUCUCAUGGCCACCUACACUGACGGUGAGCCCACAGAGAACGCAGAGUGGUUCUGCAAGUGGUUGGAGGAGGCGUCCACCGACUUCAGAUACGGGAAGACCUACCUCAAAGGCCUCCGGUAUGCCGUGUUUGGUCUCGGCAACUCUGUCUAUGUCGGCCACUAUAAUACGGUGGGUACCAACAUGGACAAGUGGCUCUGGAUGCUUAGCGGCGUGCGAAUCAUGACCAGGGGAGAGGGCGACUGUAAUGUGGUGAAGAGCCGUAAUGGCAGCAUCCAGGCGGACUUCCUGGCCUGGAAGGUCAAGUUCCUGAUCCGCCUACAGGCCCUGGUCAAGGGGGAGAAGAAGAGCUGCAGCGGGAACUGUAAGACCGGAGGCUCCUGUGAGAACAAGAGGAAAGAUGGACAGGAGGAAGAGGAAGAGGAGAAGGAGAAGGCAGCUCUUCAGAACAACAGCUCUGAGGAGGAUCUGGUUGAGUCCAGCAGCGACGGGGAGGAGUCUGGUCUGCAGGAUGAGAAAACAUCCGGUUCAGUGGUCGACAUGGAGGAUCUGGGCAACAUCAUGAGCAGUGCCAAGAGAGCAAAGAGCAAAGAGGAGGGUCGAGGAGACGGCCAGAUGGUGAAGCUGUCCAAGGUGAACGGAGUGAAGAAGAUUGAAGACGAGGGGGAAAGAAGAGAGAUGAUCACCCCUGUCCUGAGAGUGGCACUGACAAAACAAGGUUACAAACUCAUUGGAAGUCACUCUGGAGUGAAGCUUUGUCGAUGGACCAAGUCCAUGUUGCGAGGGAGAGGAGGCUGUUACAAGCACACGUUCUAUGGCAUCGAGUCCCACCGCUGCAUGGAGACCACGCCCAGCCUCGCCUGUGCCAACAAGUGUGUCUUCUGCUGGAGACAUCACACCAACCCUGUGGGGACAGAAUGGCGCUGGAAAAUGGACCCCGCUGAGAAGAUCUUGCAGGAGGCCAUGGAGAAGCACCAGAGCAUGAUCCGACAGUUCAGAGGUGUCCCCGGAGUGAAACCCGAGCGCUACGAGGAGGGCCUGGCCGUCAAGCACUGCGCCCUCUCCCUGGUGGGUGAGCCAAUCAUGUACCCCGAAAUCAACACCUUCAUCCGCCUCCUCCACACCCACCGCAUCUCCAGCUUCCUGGUCACCAACGCACAGUUCCCUCAGGAAAUCAGGAGCCUGGUUCCGGUCACCCAGCUGUAUGUCAGCGUGGACGCCAGCACCAAAGACAGUCUGAAGAAGAUCGACCGACCGCUUUUCAAGGACUUCUGGCCCCGCUUCCUGGACAGCCUCAGGGCCCUGGGAGAGAAGAGACAGAGGACGGUGUACAGACUGACGCUGGUGAAGGCCUGGAAUGUGGAAGAGAUGCAGUCCUAUUCGGAGCUCAUUGCUUUGGGCCAGCCGGACUUCAUCGAGGUCAAGGGAGUGACGUACUGCGGGGAAAGCUCCGCCAGCAGUCUGACCAUGGCGAACGUCCCCUGGCACCAGGAAGUGGUCGCCUUCGUCCAGCAGCUGGCUGACAUGCUGCCUCAAUACGAGAUCGCCUGCGAACACGAGCACUCCAACUGUUUGCUCAUCGCGCACACAAAGUUCAAGGUGGAUGGCGAGUGGUGGACGUGGAUCGACUACGAGCGCUUCCAGGAGCUGGUCCAGGUUCAGGAGGAGAGCGGGGGACAGCGGGGCUUCUCGGCCCUGGACUACAUGGCCAAGACUCCCGGCUGGGCUCUGUUCGGAGCCAACGAGCAAGGCUUCGAUCCCACCGACACGCGCUUCCAACGGCGCAACAAAACCAAAGACAUUUCAGGAUGCUGAUUGAUGUGAGAGAGAGAAAGAGAGGAGGGAUGAAUAGAACGAGGACUUAUCUCUAAAGCAAAAAACAAAACAUUUAAAACAAGUACGGUUCAAUAUUUAUCCUCGUUGAGUUUCCUGUCGCUGGAAUGUUCAUUUUUUUUACUGUCCCUAGUUGUCCCCAUUCUCACUCUAACUUUUGAUCCUUCUCUUUAUUUCAUUGACUUGAUCAGCCAAAACACUGUCCGAAUCAAUCGCUAAAAACUCACUUUCUAGGCAUUCCCCCUUCACAUUCACUUUAAGUGCUUCUCUUGCUUCCUAUAUGUACAUAGAUCUUUGAUACUAUACUUUUUUUCUUUUUUUUAAGGGGUCAUUAUUAUAAAUGUGAACGGCUUUGAUCAGUAGAACCAUCUGACAGCAUUGGGAGGGUUUACACUGUUAACAUAGAACCUGGGAGUUGGUUCGUUCAUCAUCAUUAUCAUUUCUGACAUUUUGUCUUAAUAAUCCAGGUUGGAGUUAGGCAGCUGACACGAUUAGCAUAUAAGAAGUCGCUCUUCUCCACACGUCGUCUGUGGAAGCGACACUUUCCCAGACAGCCGUCCUCCUGCUCAUUAGGACAGUGGUUGUAUUUACUUCGUCGGUGAGUGAAAAGCCGUCAUGGCUGCGUCUCCACUGGGAGAGUCCGGCCUCUUAUCGCUCUCUUUGUGCUAUUUUUAUUCAUAGUUUUUGCACUGUUGCACAUUCCCAGCAGUGUCCGCUUCGCUUGGUUUCAGCACUGGUAGACUAUAUCGCAGCUUUUGACAGAUAGUUAUGUCGCUCUGACAGGUUUACUGCAAAUAGGUGAAAAAGUGGACAAUGUUUUAUUAAAAGAAACAUUAUAAAAGAGUUGGGUUUUAAGGGUAUGACUAUGUUACUGGUUUUGCAGUAUUUGAGCUGAACUACCGAAGGAUGACAUUGUAAAAAAAAAAAAGUCAUCAGUCUAAUAUAAUUAAGUUGGUAAAGCCUCAAAAAGUGUUCAUAUUUUAUCACGGUUUUGUAUUGCUGUUCAAGAAAGAACAAAUCAAAAUUCAUCCCCUACCCAAAGUUGAGAUCAGUGUAUUCUCAGGUAAUGUCAAGUGUCAUGAGCUCUUGAGCUCAAAGAUGAAUAAACUCCUAACGUACUCCACAUUUGAAAUACUCAUCCAACUCCCAAAUGUCUGCCAUCUGAUCUACACUCAGCCACCAUCCAGGAACAGGUAUGAGUAUGAAGAAAAGCAUCAUGGGUGGAGAUGUAGCUUCAUAUGGGUCUAACUGGUGUAGGCCUUCUCCAGUCCGACCUGCCAAAAUAAAGCCUUGACUGACAUUUAAGUAAAUCCAGAUGUAAAAAUAAUUUAAUUUAGCUUUUUUAAUUUUGAAUGUAAAUUUGGAUGUGAAUGUUUAAGUCCAUUUUGAUAUUUGUUUUCUGUGGGUCUAAAUCCAGAUGUGAAUGUUUAAGUCCGUUUUGAUUGGUUUCGACUCUGUUAGGAGAAACAGCAGGUGUGGGGAUACAUCGCUUUAAUAAACGU